Molecule: messenger RNA, 608 nt
Organism: Pecten maximus
Lineage: Eukaryota; Metazoa; Mollusca; Bivalvia; Pectinida; Pectinidae
Source: RefSeq, a predicted model, not a curated record
UGUUGGCACUGUCGUACAAAGAAAACAUUCUUGCAACCAAGAUUCUACGGCGGGUAACUUGAAAAGAUGGCGUCGAAAAGAUCUCUGUACAGACCUGCACCACAACAAAAUGUUGUACCGAGAAGAAACAGAAAACCUCUCACACAAGGCCGUUUGGUUGCUGAUGCCAGUGAGGGUCACAAGAAGAAAGUAUUGGCCAGUGGUAUUGAAGAAAAUGCACCAGCAAGCAGGAAUGGCUCUCAGCGGGCACAACAAACAACAAGGCAGCAGAUAUUGGAUACAUCUGUGACUCGAGUGGGACAGGAACCUGAGAGUGUUACAGUUACACCCCGCAGAAUGGCUCCCAGCAUCACUGAACACCGAUCUCCAGCACCUUCCAACCCUGCCAUGAACCUUGACCUGUCAGAUAGUGACCUUGACCUUUCAUUGCAAUAUAAGUCUCCAACCCAGAGGAUACACAAACAAAAACCACAAGAAGUCUUGCUGAUAGACGCUUCACGCCAGACCAAGGAUCCUAAUGAAUCUGAGGUGGACAUUCAAAUUGGAUUUGAAAGGUCUCCUGUCAAAAUCAUCUGUCACUCGCCAUCAGCCAUUGAAUCUAGUUUAAG